This is a messenger RNA of Myotis davidii, 4154 nucleotides long. It is a transcript of the gene LHFPL4, whose product is annotated as lipoma HMGIC fusion partner-like 4. The record is from RefSeq and is a predicted model, not a curated record. Gene Ontology annotation, molecular function: GABA receptor binding. Bases 1 to 744 code for a protein of 247 amino acids. Gene Ontology annotation, cellular component: inhibitory synapse; postsynaptic membrane; plasma membrane. The transcript has 3 exons. NCBI's taxonomy places the organism in Eukaryota, Metazoa, Chordata, Mammalia, Chiroptera, Vespertilionidae. Gene Ontology annotation, biological process: sensory perception of sound; gamma-aminobutyric acid receptor clustering.
AUGCUGCCCUCGCAGGAGGCCUCCAAGCUCUAUCACGAGCACUACAUGCGGAAUUCGCGGGCCAUCGGCGUGCUAUGGGCCAUCUUCACCAUCUGCUUCGCCAUCAUCAACGUGGUGGUCUUCAUCCAGCCCUACUGGGUGGGCGACAGCGUGAGCACCCCCAAGCCCGGCUACUUCGGCCUCUUCCACUACUGUGUGGGCAGCGGGCUGACGGGCCGCGAGCUCACCUGCCGCGGCUCGUUCACUGACUUCAGCACCAUCCCGUCCGGCGCCUUCAAGGCGGCCGCCUUCUUCGUGCUGCUCUCCAUGGUGCUGAUCCUCGGCUGCAUUACCUGCUUUUCGCUGUUCUUCUUCUGCAACACCGCCACGGUCUACAAGAUCUGUGCCUGGAUGCAGCUCUUGGCAGCUCUGUGCCUCGUGCUGGGCUGCAUGAUCUUCCCCGACGGCUGGGACGCCGAGACGAUCCGGGACAUGUGCGGGGCCAAGACCGGCAAGUACUCCCUGGGGGACUGUUCGGUGCGCUGGGCGUACAUCCUGGCCAUCAUCGGCAUCCUCAACGCCCUCAUCCUCUCCUUCCUCGCCUUCGUGCUGGGCAACCGGCAAACAGACUUGCUUCUGGAGGAGCUCAAGCCCGACAACAAAGAUUUUGUGAGCUCUACAGUAAGCUCCGUGUUGCGACCAGGGGGUGAUGUCUCCAGCUGGGGAGUCCUCCCCUGCCCCGUUGCUCACUCACAGGGACCCUGAAGGCCAGGAUCACAGCCCAGGAAUUGACCUGUCCUCAGUGUGUCCCAUCUCUUGCCCUCUCAUCCUCCAUUCAAGCUCUGAGGGAAGACCCCAAUCUCAGACUGACUUCUCAUCUGUUACCCGCCUGCCAGCUCCAGACUUUGAAGAGAAGUGGAGGCUGGGUGCAGCCUGGGGGGGCCUGAUUCUGCCCCUCCCUCAACUGACCUAAGGGAGCCGGACAUCCCUUGAGGUCUCCUCUCCUCUCCCACCUGGCUGGGUGCCCGGCAGUCUCCCGGGGAAGGAGGCACUAGGAUUCCAGUGCCCCAAGCUCCCUCGGUCUGGGAGCUACUGCCUGAUCGCAUCUUUGCCUCCUCUGGUCCCUGCCUCCUGCAGAAACUUAUUCAAGACACUGCCCCCGGGCAACCGAGGUCUUUCCCUUUUUUUGGCCGAUGAUGGUUCCAUCACAUCUUUGCAGAGCUCCAGGCGCCACCAGCCUGCUCCCAGCUCUCCUGAAGGAGUCCGAGCUGCACCGAGGGAGAACACAAGGGCCUUCCUGUCUACUGGCGCUCUGUCCAGCCCCGAGUCUGAGAAAGGACACACAGCCCCAGAGGGAACUGGAGACACUGGGACUCCAGGCAGCAAGGGCCAGGGGUGGCUCUGCCUGGGGCUGGCCUGGCCUCUCUGCUGGGACAUCGUGCUGCUGACUGGACCCCGACCCCAGCUUGUUUUGUACAGCACAGACCCUUUGGCCCUGUUGUUAGGGCUGGAGGUUGGGGAGGGGCCUAACUGUGGGGCAUCAGGGGAGGUACCGCCCCUCUGCCCCUUGUGCUGCCUGACCCUGGCAUUUGCUAAGGGCAGACACUGUCUUGCCUCUUUGAUACUUUUCUGCAUAACUUGAACUUGCAGGUCACCUCUGAACAGGGUACCCCCUGUCCCCAUCCCUGGGCCUUGUAACCCUGUCCCCACCUCGUCUCCUCUUUGCCCACCUCUCGCCUUGCGAUAUGCCCAGGGUCUGCCACCCAAUGGGCAGUGCUUGGAGCCGAGGCGUGUGUGUGUGUGUGUGUGUGUGUGUGUGUGUGUGUGUGUGUGUAAGUAUGUGGGGGGGCAGACGAGGAGUCCUCUCUCCCCCUUUCCUCCCACCAUGGGGGGGCAUCUCCCUCCUGCGUGGCGAGAAGCAACUGAGGGAGAUUUCAGGUGUUUCUGGACUUCCCUCACUGCCGCACGGACCUGGCGGAAGAGUCACCUGGCUGGGGGCGAGGCAGCCCCUUUCAGGCCCGAGUCCAUGCGGCAUGUGAGCUCCUUCCAGUGUGCCUGCUUCUGGCUGCAGGGCCCACUGGAGAGGAGCCUGCGACCCACCAUUCUGUUAUGUUGGCUCAGCCAAAGGAGGGGAGAAAAGCAGUUAGUGCCAUGUAUUUGCCAACCUGUGUUCAUUUCCACUGGAGUUGGACCUGAGAGGGAGGGUUUCCAAGACAGGCUCUAGGAAUCCUCUGUCUGAAUCCCCAUCUGGACCCAACCGGGAUCGGAUGCUGGGUCUUGGUAGGAUUCCUGAAACCUGGAGCUCCCCAAGUCCUGACCCUCCCCCUGGGCAAACACCUUCCCCGAGUGCUCUGCCCAGCACUGUGCCCCCUCUCUCCUGCUCCUACCAAGCCCUGCACUGCAGCCCCCACUGGCAACGUCCUCAGCAGGCUGCCUGCAGGUGGGGCUGGGCACCAGGGUCCCAGGUGGAAGGGAAGGGGGAGGGAAGCCUUGUGGGAGGGAGGGAGUGGGGGGCAGAUCCAAACCAAAGCCCAGUGUUGGAAGGCUGCAGAGAGAGGGCCCCGAGCAAGUGGUUAGGAAUGGGGAGAAGACAGGAGUAGGAGAAAGAAUAAGACAGGAGGGAGAAGGAGAGGCAGAGACAGAGCAAGGGGCAGAGGGGUGCAGAGAGGUCCAGAGAUGGAGAGAGAGGAAGAGUGAACAGAAGGGGGACCCAGAGGGACAGAGAACCUGGGAGAGGGAGGGUAGGGGACUGGAAAGAGGAUUAGAGAUAGGGAAGGAGGCGUUGGCAAGACAGUGGUGGGAGACCAGACUGGGAUGCAGGGAGCAAUGGAAGGGAAAGGGGAGGAGGAGGAUGAGGGCCACAGGAUGCUGAGGAAGAGGGAGCAGCUGCUUCUGUGUGUGCACUGUGCCCGGGGACCACCAACCCGUGUGCCUUGUGGAGAGGUUAGAACCUACCCGCUCAGAGACCAAGGGCGGGCCCAGGCGGCCAGCCCUCACAUCAGGGGGACAGUCCAGCUGAUUUCUGAGCAGGUUAGCGCCACUGGAGCGGGUGAGUGGUAGAGAAGAGGGAGGUUUGUUCCCUUUGGGACCGUCUGACAGUGUUUCCAUGUCACCAUCCGCUCAGCCAGCUGCUGCCCUGGCCGAGGAAUUUGGGGUUAGGAAAGCAGUGUUGGGUGGGUUGAAGGAACACCAAAGUAACACGGGGAAGGGAAUGAGGUCAGAGUGGGGACCAAACCACAGCUCUGUCCCCGAAGCUUCAGCAGAGGUGGGAGCAGAACGGGUAACAGGUGCUUUAGCCAGGGCCCCAGGGAAGCCCAAGAGUGGCCCAGAGGAAGGAAGCCAUCGUGGCCAGGGGACGCUUGUGGAAUGGCCUCCCUGGGGUUUAGCCUUUGGGAGGAGGUGGAAGCAGAGCUGUCUCUCACACGCUUGGUCCCUGAAAGCUGAGCUUUGAGCAGGUCUCUGAGGUGACUGGGUCAGAGGGUCUGGCACUCCCCAGCUCUCUCUACCCUGAGCUGGGGACUCUUUCAGGACAGGCCAACGUGGCCACGACCUCGACAUGGUUCAGAGCGCUGGUUGAUCAAAUCCUUCUGGGUCCCUGAGAUGUGAAAACUCCUCUUUGGGGACCAGUACCCAUGGAGGAAAACAUUGGUUUCCCGAGGGCAUGAGGAGCAUGGGUAGAAUCGAGAUCCUUGUCACACCUGGAGCAGCCAAGACAUUGGGAACUUAUAGACAAGGCUGUGGGGAAACUCCUUGGACUCCGUUUGAGAUUCCUGCCUAGACCCAGGGGAGUGCCCCUUCUCCAGCUUCCAGUGUGGACUGAGAAAGGGAGACCCUCUCUUGGGAGAAGCUGGGAUGUUCCCAGAACAAGAAACUUCCACAGGCCCCUGCCAGGCUCAGGGCUAGCCUUUGGGUGGGAUUGCAGUUUCCUGAGAAAGGAGCAAGGGAGCCACAGUCCUUCCCGGAGCUCUGACCAGCAGACCUCAGAGGGCCUGUGUUGUGUGAUGUUAGCUUGGUGUUGUCUACACCCCAUUAGUAAGUUUUGUCUGACUGUGUCCUCACUGUUCAUUGUCCCACUUGGUAACACUUAUUUCGGUCCAGACCCCUUCUGCUGCUGCUGGAUUUGAGCUUCAGUACAGGUGGAAUGAUGUUCAAAUAAAGAAACACUUUACAUCACC